Molecule: messenger RNA, 1134 nt
Organism: Sphenostylis stenocarpa
Lineage: Eukaryota; Viridiplantae; Streptophyta; Magnoliopsida; Fabales; Fabaceae
Source: the annotation of a GenBank genome assembly
AUGCCGCUUCUCUUUCUCUUCUCAAGGUUGUCGCGGAAGCGGAGACCGUGGAGGUGGGAAGAGGAGCGGCAGGGGGCAGAAGGGGUUGGAGAAGUAGAAACGGAUAGAGUCAAGGGAGGGUUGGUGUUGCAAAAUGUAGUCAUCGGUGAACGGGGAUAUUGUUUGGUGGGGGAGAAAGUGGAGGGCGGUGAUAGAGAUGAAAACUUCGAGAUUGAUGGCACCUUGGAUAAAAGUUUAGAUUGGAUAUCUGGAAUGAAAAAUAUUAGACUCAAAGACAUUCCAAGCUUUAUUAGAGUCACUACUUUGGAUGAUAUUAUGUUUGACUUCUUGGGUUCUGAGGCACGAAAUUGUUUGAGAUCAUCUUCAAUCAUCAUUAACACAUUCCAAGACUUGGAUGGAGAAGCCCUUGAUUCCCUCAGGGCCACGAACCCAAAUAUAUAUACCAUUGGUCCACUUGACUUACUUGGUAGGCAUUUUCCUAAGAAAGAAAAGGGUUUCAUGUCAGUUGGGUCAAGUUUAUGGAAAAAUGACUCAAACUGUUUAACAUGGUUAGAUAAAUGGGAACCUAACUCAGUCGUAUAUGUUAAUUAUGGAAGUAUAACAGUAAUGACAAGUCAUCACUUAAAAGAAUUUGCUUGGGGACUGGCAAAUAGCAAACUACCUUUCUUAUGGAUAACAAGACCAGAUGUAGUUAAGGGUGAAUCUGUAGCUCUACCACAAGAUUUCUUUGAUGAGAUCAAGGAUAGGGGAUAUAUAACAAGUUGGUGCAUUCAAGAUCAAGUGCUUUCUCAUCCCUCUGUUGGGGUCUUUCUAACCCAUUGUGGUUGGAAUUCAACACUUGAAAGCAUAUCUUCUGGUGUGCCUAUGAUUUGUUGGCCUUUCUUUGCUGAGCAGCAAACAAAUGCUAGGUACUUAUGCAGAAAUUGGGGGAUAGGAAUGGAAAUUAAUCAUGAUGUGAAGAGAGAAGAGAUAACAAAGCUUGUAACAGAAAUGAUGAAAGGAGAAAAAGGAAUGGAAAUAAGACAAAAAUCCUUAGAGUGGAAGAACAAAGCAAUCAGAGCUACUGAUGUUGGAGGGUCGUCUUACAACAACUUCCAUAAGUUAAUUAAGGACAUUUUUCACAAAGCUAUUUGA